GAAUGAAGCCAAUCAGCACUCACCGCCCACACCGCUAAAAUGUAUAUAAAUUCCUUCCCCUAUUGCAAUCACAACACAUCCCAUUAAAGCCUGUAAUACCUUGCAUUUAUAUAUCAUCUGCUUUUUUUUUUCUUUUAUAUUUUCCUGACAUAGUUCAGGUGACCAGAAACAAGGGUUAUUUAAUUUGUAGUUCCUGACCGUUAGAAGAAAUGGCAAGCUGCAACUGCAAGGAAUACUUUCCACCACAGACUCAGGACCAGCAGCCUGGUAAACAAUAUGUCAUGCACCCACUGCCACAGUCCAUAAAUCCUGAUUACAAGCCUUCCAACAAGCUCCAUGGAAAGGUAGCUCUGGUAACAGGAGGAGACUCCGGCAUAGGAAGAGCUGUAUGCUACUACUUUUCAUUAGAGGGUGCAACUGUGGCCUUUACAUAUGUGAAAGGCAUAGAAGAUAAGGACAAGGAUGACGCCCUGGAAAUGUUCCAAGAGGUUAAGGCGAAGGAUGCAAAAGACCCUAUUGCCAUAGCUACUGAUAUUAGAUAUGAAGAGAACUGCAAGAAGGUUAUUGAUGAAGUUGUGAAUGAAUAUGGGAGAAUCGAUGUUCUUGUCAAUAAUGCUGGUCUGCAGCACUACACUUACUCCAUUGAAGAAAUUACCGAGGUUGACCUGGAGAGUUUGUUUAGAACCAACAUAUUUUCUCAGUUCUUCCUCGUCAGGCAUGCUUUAAAGCACAUGAAAGAAGGAAGCAGUAUUAUCAACACGACAUCUGUUUUAGCCUAUACAGGCCACCCUAACUUGCUGGAUUAUUGCUCUACUAAAGGAGCGAUUUUAAGCUUCACGAGAGGUCUAUCAGCGCAGCUUAUAGGGAAAGGAAUUCGUGUCAAUGGUGUAGCACCAGGUCCUACAUGGACGCCACUGCAACCGGCAUCUUUGCCUGCUGAGGAGGUUGCUAUCUUAGGGAGCGACACGCCAAUGGACAGAGCAGGACAGCCGCACGAGAUUGCACCUGCAUAUGUUUUCUUGGCAUCCAAUGAAUGUUCCUCCUUCAUCACUGGUCAGGUUAUACAUCCUAACGGUGGUAUCAUUGUCAAUGCUUAAGUUUGCCUGCUCUACGAGUCCUUCUGGGCCAUUUUCUUUUCUGGUAUUUGUUCUGAUUGUGAAAAGUGUAUGUGGUUGAUAAAUAAGAGGUAAUGAGUGCAGUAACUCAUUACAGUGAAUGUAAUGAAAAUAAUGAUUAUUUUAUACUUAUUAUUGCUACAAUUCA
This is a messenger RNA of Ricinus communis (castor bean), 1263 nucleotides long. Its product is annotated as glucose and ribitol dehydrogenase homolog 2. The record is from RefSeq and is a predicted model, not a curated record. Gene Ontology annotation, molecular function: oxidoreductase activity. The transcript has 4 exons. The coding region runs from base 210 to 1097 and encodes 295 amino acids. Lineage: Eukaryota; Viridiplantae; Streptophyta; Magnoliopsida; Malpighiales; Euphorbiaceae.